CUUGAAACACGAAGUAUCCAGUAGUAACAGACAAUAACAGACGCGUCGUGUCCACACAAUAAUUUAAGGUUAUCUUCUACCACAAAAUUUCAAAAAACUGAACUAUUUCACAAGAAACUCUCCAAACUCCUGCAAGAAUCACAAGUGUACUAUUAAUGGCAAUUAGUCGCUGAUAUCCAAGUAUAAACAAUGCCAAAAUAUUACUGUGACUACUGUGACACGUACCUAACCCAUGACUCGCCGAGUGUACGAAAGACUCAUUGUCAGGGACGUAAACAUAAAGACAACGUAAAGUAUUUCUAUCAGAAAUGGAUGGAGGAACAAGCACAGCAACUAAUCGACGCCACAACCGCAGCGUUUAAGGCAGGAAAAAUUGCGUCCAAUCCAUUCGCAGCGAACAAGGGUGCAGCGAUUCCUCCACCGCCUAAUCUUGGACCAAGACCUGGAGUACCGCCUCAGGGUCCUCCAGGUAUGAUGCCACCGCCAGGAAUGCAUGGCGGCCCGAUGGGUCCCGGAGGUCCGAUGAUGAUGGGUCCGCACGGACCAAUGCCUCCUAUGAUGGGCAUGAGACCUCCUAUGAUGGGACCUAUGGGACCAAUGGGACCGAUGAUGGGGCCUAUGGGUCCUAUGGGUCCAAUGAGACCACCGAUGAAUGGACCGCCGCCUCCUAUGGGAAGAACAACUACUAAUGAAGAAAUAAUGAAAUCGUUUAAAUGAUGUGGUUUUCUAUAUAUACAUGUUGUAUAUUUAAUUCUAUUAUAGUCAUGUACAUAUAAAUAUAAGCUUUAAAGUACAAAUUUUGUUUGACGAUUCAUGAUAUUUUUAGAACAUUGGAAUAUUUACAGGAAAACUCGAAACCUUGAGAGAAUUAAAUAGUAUUCAAAUAAGACUAAUAGUAACUUGUAGUUUUUGUAUUGCAAUGAAAUAUCUUGUCAAUAAACUAUACUUAUUAAUCAAAACGAGACAAAGUAUUGAUGUAUCUAUACUGAUAUUGAAAAGAUGAAAAAUUGUUUGUAUGUAGCGAGUAAUCUC
This is a messenger RNA of Hylaeus anthracinus, 1032 nucleotides long. It is a transcript of the gene snRNP-U1-C, whose product is annotated as U1 small nuclear ribonucleoprotein C-like. Gene Ontology annotation, biological process: mRNA 5'-splice site recognition; spliceosomal snRNP assembly; mRNA splicing, via spliceosome. The coding region runs from base 190 to 717 and encodes 175 amino acids. Gene Ontology annotation, cellular component: nucleus; U1 snRNP. The transcript has a single exon. Lineage: Eukaryota; Metazoa; Arthropoda; Insecta; Hymenoptera; Colletidae. The record is from RefSeq and is a predicted model, not a curated record. Gene Ontology annotation, molecular function: zinc ion binding; pre-mRNA 5'-splice site binding.